GUUCAGUUGCCUAGCUCCCUUCCUAGAAACCGAUACUAGCAACCUGGAGUGUAUACACAUCGUACCCGAAUACAUUCACGCCACUAUUCUUCGUACGUCCUUGAGAGUUGAGAGGGAGAGGGAGAGAGAGGCCCGCACGCACAAGCUAAUUUUCCUCCCCGCGUGUCUCUCGUCGCUCCGUUUCUUUCUUUCUCGUCCAGGCCAGGUGCUGUUGCCAUUCUGAACCUCCUCACCUACCUCCUCCUAUAUCUUCUCUUCCGUUGCGCUACAGAUAUACGAGCUCUCCCCUUCUUCUGUUAUUGCUGUUGCCAGUCUUCAUCCUCUCCUCUCUUUCUCUGUGGUUCAGCUGCACAGAGAAUUAACGUGGUUGAGGUCUCGAAGAGAUCGAUGGCAACCUUCAAUGAAGAGCACAGAGAUGCUCCGCAGAGGGAAGAGCCACCUUUGAAGAACAAUUAUGGAGGAAUUUCUGCCAAGAAGCCCCUCAUCAGUAAGGAUCACGAGCGUGCCUACUUCGAUUCCGCUGACUGGGUCCUUGGCAAGCAAAGCACAAGCAACAGCCCAAAAGGCCCUACUGAGCCACUGAAGCCUAAGAUGCAGCGUACAGCAUACCAUCAGCUCCCCCCAAGAAGGCCCGCGUCCAAAUCAGGCGGGACGGAAUAGCACGAACCAAUAUUUUGGCAUCUGUUCUCGCCGGAAUGAAGCUUUACCUAGGCGACCUCUCGAGAAAAGAGUGAACGGUACCCUGGAUCGCUCGUAGGGGUGAGAUAUGAUACUUGGAAGUGCCCCCCCUCGCAAGGAGGAGCCGGUUGGGAUGUAAAUAUGGAUGUUGCUAUACGUGUGUGGUUUUACAUGAAAUGGAAUAUCUAUCUCCCUGUCGUGCUCUCCUCUUUUUUGUUCGUCGGUAGAUUUGUGUUUGAUGUUCUACAUAAAGUUUCUGUUGGAAGUAGUGUGUGCCAUCUCUUUAACAUUAUACCACAAGUACGUGCUGUGUGGUACGAGGAAUGGGAAUCAUGCUGUGUGGCACGACGAAUGAAAAACCCGCGGUGUUGUA
Molecule: messenger RNA, 1051 nt
Organism: Brachypodium distachyon (stiff brome)
Lineage: Eukaryota; Viridiplantae; Streptophyta; Magnoliopsida; Poales; Poaceae
Exons: 5
Coding region: 388-660 (90 amino acids)
Source: RefSeq, a predicted model, not a curated record